This is a messenger RNA of Biomphalaria glabrata, 1400 nucleotides long. RefSeq names its product protein AAR2 homolog. Gene Ontology annotation, biological process: spliceosomal tri-snRNP complex assembly. Lineage: Eukaryota; Metazoa; Mollusca; Gastropoda; Planorbidae. The record is from RefSeq and is a predicted model, not a curated record. The transcript has 5 exons. Bases 238 to 1350 code for a protein of 370 amino acids.
CACUCUUUAGCGUUCAGAAUCCAAAACUUAACUGCCUAUACACAACAUACGUAUUAAAUUAAAAUAAAUAACAAUAAAAGUCAUACCCAUGUCCCAAUAUUCAAUAAAGAUAUCUAUACACAACAAAGUCAACAGACAUAUAUAAUAUAUAUACAUAGAUCUAAAUAACGAUUGUUUCGGAGCUAAUAUCUAAAGUCUAUAACGGUACCAGUAUUUAUAAGAAAAUAACUAUCUGACAUGGACCCAGAGAAAGCGAAAAUUCUCUUUGAACAAGGAGCAAUAUUUCUUCUCAUCGAUUUUCCUGAAGGGUCAGAGUUUGGAAUAGAUUACCAUUCCUGGCACGCAGGUCCCAAAUUCAAUGGUAUUAAAAUGAUACCACCAGGAAUUCAUUAUUUAUAUUACAGUUCAACAAGCAAAGAAAAUGUCUCAGGACCAAGAUCUGGAUUUUUUUACCAUUUUGAAGCCCAGCAGAUUGUUGUAACUAAGUGGGACAAAACCUUAGAAGAAAUCCACUUUGAGAGCAUAUCCCAUGAUGAGUUGCAAAGGUAUCAUUGUAAUAAAGAGAACAUGGAUAGCUUUCUUGGGCCAUAUCCAUAUGAAAAGUACAAACAGUGGGUUUCUUUGUCCAGCCAUAUAACUAAAGAUUUAGUAGAUAUUUUGAAGCCAGAUGUGGGAAUAAUUUACUCUUUAGAUCAGUUUGAAUCAGAAGCUAGCACAACACAGUCUAGACAAGAGGAGGCAAUUAAAAACACUGAGCAAAGUAUGGAAGUUGAUGCUUGUAAAAAACACAAACUACCUAAACUGAAGAGCUUACAGGGCACAAACAUCAAAUAUAGUACCAUCCCCAAGAAGAAAUACCCUGAUGGUGCCACACCUGGCCUCAUUUCAAAAUAUAGCAUGGACUCUUCCUAUGUUCUGGAGCUUGUUCUCACAGAGCGUUUUAAGGGCAGCAUCGAACACCUUCUGGGAGAGAUUCAGUUUGCUUUUGUGUGCUUUUUAAUUGGACAGAAUUAUGACUCUUUUGAACAGUGGAAAAAACUGGUGCACUUGCUCUGCACAAGUAGUGAUGCUAUUCUAAAAUAUCCAAAAGCUUAUAUGGAUUUCAUAACAAUAUUACAUUUUCAAAUUCGGGAGAUACCUUCAGAUUUUUUUGUCAAUAUAGUAACUAGUCGAAACUUUUUAACUGACACAUUACAUGAGCUGUUCCAAAAUUUUCUGACUGACAAUGUAGAUCCAGAGUUAAAAAAAAAGGGUCUGAAUUUUCAAAAGCACCUCACUAAAAAGUUUAACUGGGACUUUUCCAUAGAGCCAGAUGAAUAUGCACCAGUUGUUGUUGACUUGCAGAUGUAAACAUUUCAGAAAAAAAAAAAUAAAGCACUUGUUUUUUUUUUUUUCAAGUA